This is a messenger RNA of Westerdykella ornata, 600 nucleotides long. RefSeq lists its product as uncharacterized. Bases 1 to 600 code for a protein of 199 amino acids. The record is from RefSeq and is a predicted model, not a curated record. The transcript has 2 exons. NCBI's taxonomy places the organism in Eukaryota, Fungi, Ascomycota, Dothideomycetes, Pleosporales, Sporormiaceae.
AUGACCUGCAAGAGGGCGGGUCUUGCGGUGAAGGCAGUUACUCUGGGUCUUGUCGGCAUCGUGAACUCGGCCGUGUAUAAAAGAACCCAACUGUCGCCCAAGAGUAAAGGCCACCCAUCAUCAAAUCCCGAUCCAUUCCACACUCUCACUCAUAAACAAGGAGCUUCAGUCACGGGCUACCACACCGAGAGGACUAUCAUCAACCGACACAACCAACUUACCUCUUCACACCAGACUUUCUCCAUCAUCAUGCCGCAUCUACCCUUCUCCACCACCUCUUCUCCUUCCUCUUCUCCCAGAUCCUCUCCUAGCACGCCUUCGAUAGUCCUACAUCCCGCAUCGGGUAUAACUGAUCGCUCAAACUGCGGCUUUCCCUCUGAUCUCCAAGCAGGCACAUCAUCAUCAUCAUCAUCAAAACGCGAGCUGUAUCGGUCCGCCGACAACGCGGCGUCGGCCUAUCGUACACGCUACGCCCAGUAUCUCGCGGCAACCUUCAACAUGAGUCUGGAAGCCGCGUUGGCCGAGGCCGACACCCAGCUGCAGCAGGCUCCUCGUCGCUGCUCCGACGUCUCUGAAGCCGAAGUCCUGAGGGAGAGCUAG